UUUAUUUGCUAACCUUCGUCGUCGAAUUCUGCUGCCUAAAUCCUAACCGUGUUUCGCUGCGACAAGACAGGCAGAUUAUCAAUAUCUGGUUGGCCGAAACAUACGGUGCUGAGGAGUCAAGUGAAGAUCAUGGUGGCUGUGCCAAGUAACCAAGAAGCACAUCUGUACCGCAUUCUGAGAGAUAAAAACAAACCUCUUUGGCCUUUCGAGCUUGCAAAAAGCGCCCAGGAAAUCUAUGGUAUUUUAUCGACCCCAUAUAUUGACUAUAAGGAUGCCAUGGCUUUGAACAAGAUCGAAAUUCCGAUUCCCCGCCUUCGCCCCUGGACAGGCGGCAUUACUCUUUUUAUUACACUCGUCGUCGCGGUUUUGCUUUAUGCAGAUAUCUUGUCCCAACAUGUCUACUUGAUAGAAUGGAUGAGAGAACAUGACGCCAGUUGGUCAGGCGGAUUUGAUAUCUGGUUCGGAGAGGAACGCCUCCAAACAUCUUGGCUACCUACUCUCUUGUACCGAGGCCCUCAUCAUCAGCUCGCUAUCGCAGCGUCUAUGGUGAAUAUUAUUGUCAGCUUUCUAAUAAUGGGCCUCUUCGUUACCAGCGUUUACGUCAAGAAGAACUUUUGGCAGCACUGGCUUCUCCUUACUCUCUUUAUCCCGACUAUCACUCUUACUACUACGGCACUCCUCUAUAACUUCAUCGAGCAUGGGAUUACCGACCGUCUGGAUACGUACAGCCUGUACGUAACAGCGUCUCAUACAGCAUAUCCCCCGUACGGUAAUAACUGGAUGGAUUUUGAAAGUUGGAGCUGCGGUCUAACGAAACUAUCUAUGCAUGGGGAUUCGCGUUCAGCCAAGUCUAUCUGGGUGGAUAACUGUCACCGGUCGCAGCUUGGUAGAUGGCUUCUUUUAGCUUCAUGGUUUCUCCUCUGUGCUACCAUAUUUAUUUCUUGGUUUGCGUUCCGUGGGCUUCCCGGCUGGAGGGGAAAGUCGGAAGAUGAAGAUGAAGUUGAAGGCGAAGAAGGGAGACUUAGGCUUUAGAAGCCUACUCCAUAUUAUUAUGACGAUUUGAUGUAAAAUGCCCCUCUCAAUUCCAGUCUGGUUUUCUUUACUGCACGAUUCACCCGGGCUUCUUCACUUUCUGGAAGCAUGUUGGUCGUCUUUUUCAUUAUGGAUCCAAGCUAGCUUCUGGGCAUAUAUUA
This is a messenger RNA of Daldinia decipiens, 1193 nucleotides long. RefSeq lists its product as uncharacterized. Lineage: Eukaryota; Fungi; Ascomycota; Sordariomycetes; Xylariales; Hypoxylaceae. The record is from RefSeq and is a predicted model, not a curated record. The transcript is spliced from 2 exons. Bases 130 to 1032 code for a protein of 300 amino acids.